Molecule: messenger RNA, 1368 nt
Organism: Mercurialis annua (annual mercury)
Lineage: Eukaryota; Viridiplantae; Streptophyta; Magnoliopsida; Malpighiales; Euphorbiaceae
Product: transcriptional corepressor SEUSS-like
Exons: 10
Coding region: 167-1237 (356 amino acids)
Biological process (GO): negative regulation of transcription by RNA polymerase II; positive regulation of transcription by RNA polymerase II
Cellular component (GO): nucleus; transcription regulator complex
Source: RefSeq, a predicted model, not a curated record
UAGCGGUUUGAGAAUAUGAUUAACGAUAAAAAAAGAAAAUCAUUGGAAUACCAAAACAAGUACUAAAUCAUAGAAUCUUUGAACUGAUAAAGAAAGUAGUAAAAGAUUGUAUUUUUGUGUUAAAACUGCCACUCCUGCUCUUCUGCUCGCUCGCUUUCUCUUCACAAUGAAUUCUGGAAGUGGGAGUUCAAGUACCAGCCUCUCUGGUCUGGAUGAUUCUCAGCUGGGAAGUUUUGACUCCACAGCGGAGUCUAUACCCGAUUCUACAGAACAGAAUGAUCUUGGUAUUACUUAUGUUUCACCUGGCGAACUUGAGAGCCAACAAUCUGAUAUUCAACAACUUGAGCCGCAGAUAUGUCAACAUGGACAGCAGCAGGAUAGACCAGACUACGUAAAGGGUGCUUGUGCCUUUCAAUUAACUCAGUACUUGUAUCAGCAGCGGCAUAGACCCACUGAUAACAAUAUUGAGUUCUGGCACAAAUUUGUUUCAGACUUCUUUACUAACGAUGCAAAGAAGAGAUUGUGUGUUUCAGCGUAUCUAAAUAGAAGCCUUAGUAGCGAUAGCACCGGUUCUUCCCAGGGUUGGCAUUGUGAGUUCUGCAAUCAGAAGGCUUUUCGUGGUUACGAAGCAAUUGCUGAGGCUCUGCCUAGAUUAUUCCAAAUCAAAUACGAAAGACCCACUUUAGAAGAGCUUCUUUAUGUUGAUAUGCCUCAUGAAUCCCAGAACUCAAGCGGUCAAGUUGUCCUUCGCUAUGAACAGGCCAGACAAGAAGGUGUCUAUGAGAACCUUCGUAUGAUACGUGAUGGUCAACUUCGUGUUGUUUUCUCUCCAGAUUUGAAGAUUGGCUCUUGGGAAUUUUGUGCACAGCGUCAUGAGGAGCUUAUUCCACGAAAUUUGAUAAAAACAAAGGCACGUCAGCUUGUAGAUGCAGCACAAAAAUGCCGAUUUUCUUCUGAAAAUGCAUUGUGGCUAUUCGAACCUGGUCUAGAAAAUACCUUUAUUGGGGUAAACGAAUCUGCUAGUCAUUUGACAGAAGCUUUGGAGACAUCUUUGUUUACUGGUUAUGGAUACAGUUUGAGAUAUAUUCGGUAUUUACAGGUAUUAAUGAUAGAUAAUAGUUUGCAGGAGGCGAUGGACUUCAGCCGAGUAUCUGGGAAGGGACCAAUGGAUAGGCUUGUUCCAAGCUUAGUUUCUUUUCCCUUGAUCGAAACAAGAGCCGAUCUUUUCAGCCAGUGAAAUCCACUUUCUGAAGCUUGUUGAGGACUUGAAGACUGGUUCGAUUAACAUUCAAAGACAAGCGAUUGUUUUACUCAGGCUACUUGCAAAAUAUAACACGAACAAUUGGUUUGGUAUAUUUUUAGCAAACU